Medicago truncatula (barrel medic) is the source of this 1096-nucleotide messenger RNA. Its product is annotated as transcription factor TGA4. The transcript is spliced from 4 exons. NCBI's taxonomy places the organism in Eukaryota, Viridiplantae, Streptophyta, Magnoliopsida, Fabales, Fabaceae. The record is from RefSeq and is a predicted model, not a curated record. Gene Ontology annotation, biological process: DNA-templated transcription. Bases 32 to 754 code for a protein of 240 amino acids. Gene Ontology annotation, molecular function: sequence-specific DNA binding.
CUUCUCAUCUUCAUUGGUGCAUUAUGGAAUUAUGUGCUUGCGAUUGCCUUUCUAUUCAAAGAAAAUCAUGAGUUCCACAUCUAACAAGUUGAGCCAGAGCAACAGGCUUCUUGCUGAAAAACCAGUAACUGAGGCUAAUAAUAUUCAAAAAGUCUUGAAGAUUAAUGGAAACACAAUUUCUUUGAAGAACUAUGUACUUUCCUCUGAAGAACUGAACAAGCUUAUUUCUGAGAUACAUAAUGCUCUAAAUGAUCACAAUCACGUUAUUGAUGAUGAUGACAAGCUACGGUUAGUUAUAAACACAAUCAUGAAGCACUGUUUUGAAUUAUUGGAGAGAAAAACACGUUCUGCAAAUGUAGAUUCUGCAACAUGUGAACGCAAUCUAUGGUGGAUUGGAGGCUUUCGUCCUUCUCAACUUCUUCAGGUCAUUCUGCCUCAGCUGAAACAUAUGUGCACUCAACAACAACUUUAUGAUAUUUAUAAUCUUGGACAAUCAUGUCAACAAGCUGAAUAUGCUCUUGCACAAGGCAUGAUAGAACUCCAGCAAAUCAUUGAUAAAGCAACAUCAGCAGGUGACAAAGAGUAUCAACAAAUGUAUGUACCUCAACACCUAAGCUUCUUCAAAGAGGCUGAUAAUCUUCGCCGGCAAUUCUUGCAUCAAUUUUCUCGUCUCUUUACAAUUUCUCAGCAAGCUGAGCUCAUAGUUACUCUGAAGGAACAGCUGCAUAAUCCGCAGCCCCGGAGCUCACUUUGAGAAUUCUCAAGAGUCAAGACAAAUGAUAUGAUACUAUAUAAUAGAAUAUAGAUCAAAUAAACUUCAUUUGCUUCCAAUUAAUUUGGUGUCAAUGUGUGUCAUUUAAUUUGGUUUUGUUAUUAAGUCAUUUAAUUUGCUUAGAUGUAUUUGCAAUGAAAAAUGUUAGUAACACUCUGUAAGAAAGUCUUUUCUAUGCACUCUAUUUCGUUUCACAGAAUCCACAUAAUUUAGUAUAUUGAGAAAAUAUACUAGAGUGUACUAUGUUGCUUACUCCCUCCAUGCUUGUAAUUUAUGCCCAUAUUGAGGUUUAAUGUAGUGACAAUGAGCAUGUCAUUUUGUUUU